Messenger RNA from Lathyrus oleraceus (garden pea), 1434 nucleotides. RefSeq names its product RHOMBOID-like protein 5. Lineage: Eukaryota; Viridiplantae; Streptophyta; Magnoliopsida; Fabales; Fabaceae. The transcript is spliced from 5 exons. Gene Ontology annotation, cellular component: membrane. Gene Ontology annotation, molecular function: serine-type endopeptidase activity. Bases 45 to 1028 code for a protein of 327 amino acids. Gene Ontology annotation, biological process: proteolysis. The record is from RefSeq and is a predicted model, not a curated record.
UUCUGUCUGUGCAUGUUCGUUUGUAACAUUCAUCAGAACCUCCCAUGGGGAAAAGGCCGCCGUACUCCACCGAUAUAGAGGCGGCUCGUUAUGCCCCACCACCACCGCCUUCUUACCAUUUCCCACAAUCAACACAAUGGUUCUCAUGGUUGGUGCCACUCAUUUUUUUAGCCAAUAUUGCAUUGUUUGUGUAUAGCAUGUAUCUCAAUGAUUGUCCUGGAUAUUUGAACGAAAAUGAUUGUCUUUACUAUCAUUACUUGGGAAGAUUCUCUUUUCAACCUUUCACCGAAAACCCUCUCCUCGGCCCUUCUGUUCGCACGCUGAGGGUACUAGGAGCUCUUGAAAAGGAUCUUGUGGUUGGUGAAAAUGAAGGAUGGCGUUUCUUUACUUGCAUGUUUCUUCAUGCAGGAGUUGUACAUUUACUUGCCAAUAUGUUUAGUCUUUUAUUCAUCGGAGUUCGCCUUGAGAACGAAUUCGGAUUUCUGAAAAUUGGACUACUGUAUUUGUUUUCUGGCUUUGGUGGAAGUUUGUUAUCGAUUUUGCAUUUGGGAAAUGGGGUAGUACCAAAUACAAUAUCGGUUGGCGCUUCCGGUGCACUUUUCGGACUUCUGGGAGCCAUGCUUUCUGAGCUUCUAACCAAUUGGACUAUCUAUUUAAACAAGACCGAUUUGAAACCAUGUUUACUUCUGCAGUGCGCAGCUCUUACAAGUCUUCUGCUCAUUAUUGGCUUAAAUUUGGCUGUUGGAUUUCUACCUCAUGUGGAUAAUUCAGCUCAUAUAGGAGGAUUCCUUGCAGGAUUUUUCCUUGGUUUCGUUCUUUUAAUGCGCCCUCAAUACGGUUACGUGAACCGCAAAUAUAUACCUCCAGGAUAUAACGUAAAACGUAAAUCCAAAUAUAAAUGGUAUCAGUACAUCUUUCUGGUCUUGGCACUCAUUAUAUUACUUUUCGGGUAUGCAUAUGGUUUAACUUUAUUGUACAACGGAAAACCAGAAAAUAUGUUUCCCUGGUCACAGACUAAUCCAAUUUGAAUCAUUCUGAUUCCACAUCUUGUUCUUCAAGUUUUCAUGUACAUAGCAGUGCAUAUGUUAUAAAAGACUCUUGGAUUUCUUUUGUUCAAAACAUGCGCAUCAUCGCGGAUACUUGUCUGAAUUCUGGUUUGUAGACUAUCCAGAAGAAACAGAACCAAAUUUCUAUACAUGUAUCUAUUUGACAGAUUAUAUGAUGAAUAGAUGAAAUUCGUAGCCGUUUGCUCCAUGUGAAAUGUUAUGCUCUCUGUAAUAUAAUCAGUUAGUAACGGAAUCGACCCGACUAAUCAAUCUCAACUUAUAGUUUUUGUUUGAAUAACGCAUCAUGGUACAACAAUAUACACUAUUUGUGAAACAAUUACAUCAAGUUAAAGCUUGUUUGCUAUGCUUUACAGUACAUAUACAUAUA